Molecule: messenger RNA, 1353 nt
Organism: Ramularia collo-cygni
Lineage: Eukaryota; Fungi; Ascomycota; Dothideomycetes; Mycosphaerellales; Mycosphaerellaceae
Exons: 1
Coding region: 1-1353 (450 amino acids)
Molecular function (GO): glycosyltransferase activity
Source: RefSeq, a predicted model, not a curated record
AUGGCCGUCGUAGGCGCACGGAACCUGCUGUUCCUGUUCGCCGCCAUGGCCAUUCUCCUCAUCUUUUGGACCUCCUCCUCCUUCACCACCGGCUCCAGAUGGACGCCCGACAUGGCCAAGACCGAUCUGCUCAAUCCCCUCAAAGACGUCAAGAACGCGCCCGAAGUGCACGGCCCACCGACCAUGGCCGAGGAGUCAGAUGCAAAGUUCAAGGCCGAGGARGAACAGGCCAUCAAAGAGAAGGCGGAGAAGGAAGCGGCGGAAAAGGAACGGGUCAAGGCGGAGAAGGAGGCGGCGGACAACCUCGCAAAAGAUGACAAGACCCGGCCCAAGAAGCCGACGGCAGCGGACAAGGACACCCCAUCCAAGGUGGAUCCCAAUGCUGCAGCCACCACCACCACCAAGUCUGAAUUCAACGAGGAGAAGUACGCCUUCCAGCAAGAUCUCAAGCUCGAAAACCCCAAAUUCGACACGACAUCCCUCCGUCGCUACAAACCACACAACUACCGCGGACCCGGCCAUGAGACCUUUGCCACCUACUUCUCUACAAGAGACUCCUCCUUACAUGACCCUUACUUCCUCGCCGCCCAACAGCUGGCCUACCGUCUCCUCUGGGAUCCUCGCAGCAAAUCCGCCAAACAUCCCCUGACCGUCUUCGUCGCUCCCUUCAUCUCUGAUGAACAGCGGGAUCUCCUCCAAGCAGCUGGUGCCCUCGUCAAAGAACUCGAUCUCGUUCCUUGGCAUCCCGCUGUGGCCACCUACGCCCGCUGGAGAGAUCUCUUCUCCAAGCUCAACAUGUGGGAACAAACCGACUUCUCCCGCAUCACCUUCCUCGAUUUGGACACCUUUCCCGUGGAGAACAUUGACGCCAUCUUCGACAACGCCAAAAGUCAGAAGUGCAACCCCGAGCUCCUCCCUGUGGAAGACAAGCCCGCAGAAAAGGAAAUCUGCGACUACACCUUCACCGGAACGGAAGUCCCCGGCUACAAGGAAAUCAACGUCGGAGUCAUGGUCUUCAACCCCAACAAAGCCAUGCACACCCGCCUGAUGCGCGAAUACGUCAACACGGAGAAGUACGACUCCAAAAUGGCCGAGCAGGCCUUUUUAUCCUUUGCCUACCGCACUGAUGGACCCUUCCCCGCUGCCUUUGUGGAUCGCACGUGGAAUGGUUUCUUCCCGCAGCAUGAUGAAGAGGGGAAAUUGAAGAUUAUCCAUGAGAAAUUGUGGGCGCAGAAUGACCAUUUACCCUGGGCGAAUAGUAUGUUUGGGGAUACGUGGAAGGCGAUGCGGGAGUUGUAUGAGAGUGAUGCGUUUGUGGAAUUACGAAAGAAGGAUGGGAGGAGGGAGUAUUAA